AUCGCACCACCCAUCUCCCUAUCCCCACCCCCGCCAAUACGUCGUCCCACAAUCAACGGCAAACAAACAAAACAACAAAACCACAACAUGGCUUCCAGAGCCUGCUGCGAAAUCCCCCCCGUCAUAUCACACGACUACACCCCGAAGGGCGCCUUUGAAACAGCGGCAAACUUCAAAUCCUACAUUUCGGGUUCCAAGACCAGUAAGACUGGGAUUCUAGUGAUAUUUGACAUAUUCGGCUACUUCCCGCAGACGCUUCAGGGCGCGGACAUCCUCGCUUCGGCUGACCACCUAGUCGUCAUGCCAGACUUUUUUAAGGGGGAGGUGGCGGAACCGAACUGCUACCCGCCUGACACGCCGGAGAAAGGGAAGGCGCUCAGGGAGUUUUUUAAUGGCCCUGCGAACCUCAAGGAUGGCGAGGGGAACGUUAGGGCUGUGGCGGAGGGGCUGAGGAAAGAGUUUCCGGGAGUGGAGAGGUGGGGGCUCGUUGGGUAUUGUUGGGGGGGUAAGGUGGGUUCCUAGUUUUUACCACCAUUUCCUGGAGGGAAGGUGCUAAUGUGGAGCGAACAGGUGGCGGCAGUAGUCUCCGGCCCUGAAACUCCAUUUGCUGCCUCUGCACAGCUUCACCCUGCGAUGAUGGACGUGGAGGAUCUCAAGAAAGUCACUAUCCCACAUUUGGUUCUCCCAUCGGGGGAUGAACCAGCGGACGUGAUUGAAGCGUACAGGGAGGAAUUGGCCGUGCAUCCGAACAAAGCGGUCAAGGAAAAGAGCUACAUUGAAGUCUACGAUAAGAUGGUGCACGGGUGGAUGGCGGCGAGAGCGCAACUGGCGGACGAAGAGGUCUGGGGGGAAUAUGAGAGGGGGUAUAGGCAAGUUCUCACGUUUUUCAGGGAUAGUUUGUAAGGCGAAGCUGUUUUCCGCGGUAUGUACACGUUCUUGGCAUAUGCGGUGUAGCGAUCGCGGUUAGAGGGGCUUUGUGACUCUGGGUGGCUGUCUAUUGGGCCGGAGGAGGAGAGGCAAUGGAAUAAAUUGGCUUUUUCCCCCUCCCGGUACUAGCCUGGUUCCCAUGAUAUAAUCUUUUAUGACC
Messenger RNA from Tuber aestivum (summer truffle), 1087 nucleotides. The record is from the annotation of a GenBank genome assembly. NCBI's taxonomy places the organism in Eukaryota, Fungi, Ascomycota, Pezizomycetes, Pezizales, Tuberaceae.